Mastomys coucha (southern multimammate mouse) is the source of this 2413-nucleotide messenger RNA. RefSeq names its product family with sequence similarity 205 member A (gene Spata31f1). NCBI's taxonomy places the organism in Eukaryota, Metazoa, Chordata, Mammalia, Rodentia, Muridae. The record is from RefSeq and is a predicted model, not a curated record.
CCCAGAGGAUCCAGCGCUCCAUACAUAUGGUUCUCUCCUCUACUGACCAGCAGUCCCUGUCUUGUAGGGACAGUAGGCUACCCAAUGUGAGCAUCUCACAGACAGAGAAGCCAGAGGCCGAUGGGUCUAGUGACAUGUUCUCACCCACAGCAGGCAAAGUCAAUCCCCAUGCCACGCUUGUUUGUCGAGUCAAGGGAAAUGUUGAAAAGUCAUGUUGAUUCCAAAUGUGAACAGAUCCGUGAGGGCAAGAUCCCGGCCCAAGUCUGGAGCUCUUGGGAAUGCAAAAUUCCUGGAAGCUUAGCAACGAUGGCUCCCUUCCCUUGGAUUCCACAGGGCCAAUGCAGAAAAUUACAGGCAGAAAGUAGAAGUGACCCUGACCUACAUCCCAAAGUUGUUCCCCGGGAACCAAAGACCCUCAGCCAGGAGACGCAGACCUUAUCCGGUGCUCUCUUUGAACACUGUAAGCGGCCCCACACUCUGUCUGAGGAAACCAUUAAGAAACUGGAGACAACUUUGCAUCAUAAGUAUCUGGCCUUCCUGUCAGGCCUGCCUGCCCUUUACUGUGUAGCUCUCUCUAGGCCCACAUCCCCAGCGGUCACUAGCCAACCUAGACUCAGAGAGAAGAUGCUCAGAGCUGUCAAAACCCCAUCAAGAGCUCUGACUCAAAUUACCUCACUUGAGCCCUGUGCUCAGGAUGACAGUGGGGUGUCUGCGGACAUUGCAGAAGAGUUCCAGCCUGGAGCAGAGGCGGAUGGAAGGACAGAAAAGGUGCCUGCAGAGGGACAGCUUCCCCCAGGCAGACCCUACACACUAAACACACAUAUCUUGGCCAAAUUGAAUUUCCACCUGAAAAAAAAGGUCUUAGCCAUGCAGUUUGGGAUUUCUGAGAAGGAGAGGAGAGAGUACAAUGAGCUGGCUACAGAUGGCCUCGAGAGUGAAUCCCUCCAGGAAUUUCUUAGGAGUCUACACAUCCCAGAGAGCACACAGCUACAGGGACAGCCUAUCACAUGUCCAUCUCCUCCAGCCCCAAAUUCGAAAAGUGUCCACCUUAAAAAACAGCCAGCUCCUGUAGUACAAGCUGUGUGCCAGGGGCAAAAGCAACCUACUUCCAAAGCAGUGCCCUAUAGUUCUGCCCAGCACGGCUCCAAGGCCUCACAGUUCCGAAGGGAUACGAUGAAGACCCAAGUCUGUGCUGACAUGGAAGCUGGAAGGAAAAGGUCCAACUUAGAGAAAGCCAAGGCUGUAGGGGACCUUGGAGAAGGGGAUGCAGGUCUUGGGUUUUACCUAGCCAGUCAAAAGACACACCAGGAUGGAGAUCAGAAGCCAGAAAAGAAACUCCUGCACAGAACACCCCAGGGCUCCUCACAACAGUGCCAUAACGUUCACCUUAAGGGUGCCUGUCCACACAUACCCCAAGAACCCCCUGAGCUUGAGUUCCCAGAUCCACCUUCAGAGGUCUUUAUGGAGACAGACUCUGAGGAGGACACAGAAGACAGUCAAAGCGAGGAAUCCGUUGUCCCGGAACCUGCAAGGACUGCUCAAGUCCCCCAGCCUGUGGUCUCCCAGGCUUCCCAGGGCCGGCCUUUCCCAUGCUCACCAAUUCAGAGAAAGCCUUUUCAGGGCCCACCUUGUCCAGGCCACUUCCCACCAGGGCACAUGAUGCCAGCCUCUCCUUAUACGAAGCCCAGCCACCUUCCAGAGGCUGGCUUGAAGAAUAAGAUGAAAUUCUUUUUUCACUCUAUUAGCCCCAAGGUAAAGAACAAAACACCCACGGAACCAUCCAUGGUCUCUCUACCUGGAAAGGUAGCCAAAACCAGUAAAGAAAGUGUUGGAAGGGGUCUCCCUCGAACCAAGAGUCCCACUAAGAAAACUAAGCCAGAGGACUCCAGAGGGCCCAAGGCCCAGUUUUCAUCCUCUGAGAAGUCAGUGAUAGCCUCCUUGUUAACUGCUCCCCAUAUUCUAGACAGUAAGCUCCAACCUCGCAGUCGGCAGCUUGGCUCUGUCUCAAUACGAGGCAACUCCCACCAUUGCCCUCGGCACUGUCCUAGGUUGGCUUAUGCCACUCAACACAGAAACCCACCCUAGUUCCCAGGGUUUACUUCAGAAAUCAUCUUCUGGUAAUGGAGAACACCCUACAUGGUGACAGUUUCUAGGCUCCCCAACCUCUGUAUCCCUUUAAGAGCACACUAUUGUCAUUUUCCUUGAUGGACAUUUUCCUUGAUGAACUGCACUACCAAAAUGUAUUUUCUAUCUCUGAAUGAGUUGUCUGUCUUCUUUGUCUUUGCUGUACAUUAUUAAGAGAAGGUAUGAAGGAGAUGAAAAUGCCCUCAUCUCAGGAAGGAGACUUAAACUUGCUUCAGACAAGUCAGUUUUCCUUACCCCAACCCAGAAUGUGAAUUAAAACUCUUGACCA